GGGAACGAGGUGGUGAGGAGGAGCAGGAGGAGAGUGAAGAGAUUGCGGCGAGGAGCACAGCGAGCCCCAGGGAGCAGCAGCAGCAGCGUGGUGGUGGUGGUGGGGCGAAGACUAAAAGAGGUACGAGGUGGAGAAGAAGACGACGACGAGGAGACGACGAGGAGGAGGAGGGGAGGAGGUCCUCGUGCUACCAUGGUCAACCAUCUCCACCUCCUCCCGGUCGUGUCGCUUCUUCUGUCGGUGCUCGCCGUGGAGUGCUCCGUGAACAUCUUCAUGAGCGAAGACGAGGUGAAGAAGCUGUUGGGGCUGAAGGCGCAGCUGUACUACGUGCGGGAUGGCGUCGUCUGCCAGAACGCCUUCUCCUUCGUGCUGCCUGUGCCGGGGGACAUGGGCAGCCUGCACUUCACCUGGCACGCGUCCACGCCGGUGGAGUACAGGCUGGGGUUCCAGGUGGACGAUCCGAUCGCCAUGGACCCCCCAACGGUGAACGUCACGUGGAACGGAGAGGUGCCCAGACUCCCCUCCGUGUUCCGCGUGACCCUGCCCUGCACGGGCCGCGUUGAGAGCGACGUGGCACUGCUCAUGCAGCUGAACCUCACCUCCACCGCCACCUCCACCGCCACCUCCACCGCCACCGCCACCGCGGCCGGGAAAAACGUCACCACCCUCAACUUCAAGCGGCGGAAAUCCUGCUCCCGACAAGCCGAACUGGAUGAGGGACCACUCGGUCCAUCCACCGACGGGCACGGUGCGACGGCGGUGGUGGCGGCGGCGACGACGUCCACGCGCGUCUUCUACAUCAGCGUGGGCGUCUGCUGCGCCGUCAUCUUCCUGGUGGCGCUCGUCCUGGCGCUGCUGCACAUCCACAGCAUGAAGAAGGUGGAGGAGGACAGCCUGUUUGACAGUGAGAGCACCCAGGGGCUGUCUCAGCCGUCCACACAGACCACGCAGUGCCUCCGUGCGGACACUCCCAACAACGCAGCGCCCAUCACCAACUACCCGAGCCUGAAGAUUGAGAAGAACGACCUGAAGCCGCUGAACCUGCCGGAGGCGAAGAGUCGCGUGCGGGACAUCGCGGUGGCGCGCGAGAGAGUCACGCUCAAGCAGGUGCUGCAGGAAGGGACGUUUGGCAGGAUCUACCACGGUGUGCUCCUCGAUGAGAAGGACCCCAAGGUGGAGAAGGAGGUGUUCGUCAAAACCGUCAACGAGCACGCCUCCGAGGUUCAGAUUGUCCUCAUGCUCACGGAGAGCUGCAAGCUACGAGGGCUGCACCACCGGAACCUUCUGCCGAUCUGUGCGGUGUGCGUGGACGACGGCGAGCGUCCCCUCGUGCUGCUGCCGCUCAUGAGCUGGGGCAACCUGAAACUCUUCCUUCGCCAGUGCAAGCUGGCCGAGGCCAACAACCCACAGAGCCUAUCGCAGCAAGACCUGGUGAACAUCGCCAUCCAGAUAGCGUGCGGCAUGAGCUACCUCACCAAGCGAGAGGUGGUACACCGUGACCUCGCUGCCAGGAACUGCGUCAUUGACGAGGGCCUGCACGUGAAGAUCACGGACACGGCGCUGGCACGUGACCUCUUCCCCAUGGACUACCACUGCCUGGGGGACAACGUGAACCGGCCCGUCCGCUGGAUGGCCCUCGAAGGGCUCCUCCACCACGACUUCUCCCCCGCCAGCGACGUGUGGGCGUUUGGUGUGACGCUGUGGGAGUUGAUGACGCUGGGCCAGACUCCCUACGCUGACAUCGACCCCUUUGAGAUGGCGGCCUACCUCAAAGAUGGCUUCCGAAUCCCCCAGCCCUGCAACUGCCCCGACGAGCUGUUUGCAGUCAUGGCGUGCUGCUGGGCGCUGGACCCAGAGGAGAGGCCGAAGUUCACUCAGCUGGUGCAGUGCCUCACCGAGUUCCACGCGGCGCUCACCGCCUACGUGUGAGCUCACCGCUCACCACCGACGUGUGAGCUCACCGCUCACGUGUGAGCUCACCGCUCACGUGUGAGCUCACCGCUCACCACCGACGUGUGAGCUCACCGCUCACGUGUGAGCUCACCGCUCACCACCGACGUGUGAGCUCACCGCUCACGUGUGAGCUCACCGCUCACCGCUCACGUGUGAGCUCACCGCUCACCACUACGUGUGAACCUGACAACUCACGGCUCUGGUGUGAGCUCACUGCUCACCACUCGCAUGUCAGCUGACCGUCUUCGUGCGAGCUCACCGCUCGCCACGUACAUUUGAACUCGCUACUCCCGGCUCAUGGCCCUAUGCUCGCCGCUCUUGUG
This is a messenger RNA of Petromyzon marinus (sea lamprey), 2276 nucleotides long. RefSeq names its product receptor like tyrosine kinase (gene RYK). Lineage: Eukaryota; Metazoa; Chordata; Hyperoartia; Petromyzontiformes; Petromyzontidae. The record is from RefSeq and is a predicted model, not a curated record. Gene Ontology annotation, molecular function: ATP binding; protein tyrosine kinase activity. Gene Ontology annotation, cellular component: signaling receptor complex; plasma membrane. Gene Ontology annotation, biological process: positive regulation of neuron projection development; positive regulation of kinase activity; protein phosphorylation.